AUGCGCCUUUCUACUGCUUUGACACUUGAAACAACUGCAGAAAUUAAUCAGUUUGCCAAUUGGUUACUUGAUGUUGGUGACGGAAACUUAUCACUUCCUAAUGAUGGCAUGGCAGAGAUAGAAAUUCCUCCUGAGUUGUUAAUUACAAAAUACUACAAUCCCCUCGAAGCUAUAGUCAAUUCCACUUAUCCAGAUUUGCUCCAACACUUAUCUGACUCCAAAUACUUCAAUGAUAGGGCAAUUUUAGCUCCUACAAUAGAAACUGUGAAUCAGUUGAAUGAUUAUAUGUGCUCAUUAUUGCCUGGUCAACCAGUCGACUACUUCAGUGCAGAUUCAGUUCCAAAAAUAGAACAGGAUAAUGACUCCAUUGAUGACUUAUACACAACUGAAUUUCUCAAUACAAUCAAUUGCUCUGGCUUACCUCCACAUAAACUCACUUUAAAGAUUGGCACACCGGUUAUGCUUCUACGAAAUAUAGAUCAAGCGAGUGGAUUAUGCAAUGGAACUCGGCUACGAAUCACAUUCCUUGGGAAGCAUGUCUUGAAAGCAACAACACUCAAUGGAACAAAUGCCAAUAAUGAGGUGCUACUCCAUCGGAUGGACAUGAAUCCUUCAGAGACAAAAUUACCAUUUCUUAUGCAGCGAAGGCAAUUUCCAAUCAUACUGUCAUUUGCUAUGACAAUAAAUAAAAGCCAAGGACAGUCCUUACAACAUGUUGGACUCUACCUACCAAAGCCAGUCUUCUCUCAUGGUCAACUAUAUGUUGCACUCUCAAGGGUGAAAUCUAGGAAAGGACUACAUAUUCUCAUUCAUGAUUCAAAUCAGCAACCAAGAUCAAGCACUUUAAAUGUUGUUUUUAAGGAGAUAUUCUGCAAUUUAGAUUCUAAAUCCUUCUCUUGA
Molecule: messenger RNA, 900 nt
Organism: Prosopis cineraria
Lineage: Eukaryota; Viridiplantae; Streptophyta; Magnoliopsida; Fabales; Fabaceae
Exons: 1
Coding region: 1-900 (299 amino acids)
Source: RefSeq, a predicted model, not a curated record